Molecule: messenger RNA, 3281 nt
Organism: Trichosurus vulpecula (common brushtail)
Lineage: Eukaryota; Metazoa; Chordata; Mammalia; Diprotodontia; Phalangeridae
Gene: TTLL12
Product: tubulin tyrosine ligase like 12
Exons: 14
Coding region: 51-1949 (632 amino acids)
Biological process (GO): protein modification process
Source: RefSeq, a predicted model, not a curated record
GGCGGCCUCGUUGUGAGGCGGCGGCAGUGGCGGCGGCAGCAGCAGCAGCAAUGGAGGGCGGCUGCGAGGAUGGCGGCGAGGACUACGAGGCGUUCGUGGUGCUGCACGGGCCGGCGCUGCGGGCCUCCGCCAUCCCGGAGCGCUACUGGGGCCGCCUCCUGCACAAACUGCACCGGGAGAUAUUUGAUGCUGGUGAGAUGUUUGGAAUCAUGCAAGUCGAGGAGGUUGAGGAAGAUGAAGAAGAUGAUGGAGAAAUGCAAGAAGAAUUGAAAAAGAAACCAAAUCCAGGGAACGAACUCUGUUAUAAAGUAAUUGUGACCAAUGAAAACGGACUGCGAGCAAAUGAUCCCAAUAGCAUAUUUCUUAUUGACCAUGCCUGGACGUAUCGUGUAGAACAUGCCCGCCAGCAGCUGCUGCAGGUUCCGGGGCUGCUACACCGGAUGGCCAACUUGAUGGGGAUUGAAUUUCAUGGGGAAAUUCCAGAUGAGGGCCCCGUGGAUCUGGUUUUGGAAGAAAUGUGGAAGUACAACCAGACUUACCAGCUCUCUCAAGGGACUGCAGAGGAAAAGGUUCCUGUGUGGUAUAUCAUGGAUGAAUUUGGAUCUAGGAUUCAGCACUCAGAUGAGCCAAGCUUUGCAACAGCACCCUUAUUUUAUAUGCCUCAGCAGAUCGCCUACACAGUUCUUUGGCCCCUGAGAGACCUUGAAACAGGUGAGGAGGUGACCCGGGACUUUGCCUAUGGAGAAAUGGACCAGCUAAUCCGGAAAUGCGUGUUGUUGCCAUGGGUUCCUGCGGACGUGCUGGACAUCAGCUCCUCUACCCCUGAGCCAUCGGAGGAACACUACCAGGCCAUUUUGGAAGAAAACAAGGAGAAGCUUCCCAUUGGCAUAAGUCCUCCAACUUAUCCCAAAAGUCAUGUAUUCAGGGUUUACACAGAUCUCCAGCAGGUGCUCAGCAACCUCAAGCAUCCACGCUUUCAGUUCACCGCUGCGGAGGCCGAGGCAGACAUCUUGUACAACUUCUCUCAUUUCAAAGACUACAGGAAAUUCAGUGAAGAAAGGCCUCAUGUGAUGCUCAAUCAGUUCCCUUGCGAGAACCUCUUGACAGUGAAGGACUGCCUUGCCUCCAUCUCCAGACGAGCAGGGGGACCCGAAGGGCCUCAGUGGCUGCCCAGGACCUUCAACCUCCGGACGGAGCUGCCCCAGUUCAUCAGCUACUUCCAGCAACGAGAAAGGAGGGGAGAAGACAACCACUGGAUAUGCAAACCUUGGAACUUAGCUCGAAGUCUCGACACCCAUGUCACUAACAGCCUGCACAAUAUCAUCCGGCUCCGAGAGAGUGCCCCGAAGGUAGUCUCCAAAUACAUAGAGAGCCCCGUCUUAUUCCACCGAGAAGAUGUGGGAAUGGUCAAGUUUGACAUCCGCUACAUUGUGCUGCUGCGCUCUGUCAGGCCCCUGAGACUCUACGCCUAUGACGUGUUCUGGUUGCGAUUCUCCAAUCGGGCUUUCGCACUCAAUGACUUGGAUGACUACGAAAAGCACUUUACUGUGAUGAACUAUGACCCAGACGUGCCUCUGAAGCAGGUCCACUAUGAUGAGUUCAUUCCCCUGUUUGAAAAGCAGUACCCAGAAUACCCAUGGCAGGGUGUGCAGGCCGACAUCUUCAAGGCCUUCACCGAGCUGUUCCAGGCCGCUACUGCCAAGCCCGCGCCCUUGGGGAUCUGUGACUACCCUGCAUCCAGAGCUGUGUACGCCAUUGACCUCAUGCUGAAGUGGGACCACUCUCCUCCUCCUGACAGCAGGAAAGUCAUGCAGCCCCAGAUCCUGGAGGUGAACUUCAACCCGGACUGUGAGAGGGCUUGCAAGUACCACCCCAACUUCUUCAAUGAUGUAUUCAGCGCCUUAUUCUUGGAUGAGACAAAGAACUGUCAUGUGACCUGCAUCAUCUAGGCCAGGGAUGCUCCCCUCCCCCACGCUCCAGGGCCUCUCCCUCUGGCCCAGGAGUUGCUCAGACUAGUGCUUCCCUUCAGAGCAACUGUGGAGGGGGGCUCUGGGGUCUGAAAUGCCAGGUGAAGAUGGGGAAUUCUGCUAGUGACCGGCGCAGACACUGACUGCACUCUGGUCACUUUUUGCAUUGAAUUUGCUUGGUGGGCAGGACCCCCAGUCCCAUUCAUUGGUAGCACAGGCAGACCUGGAUAUAUGUGUUCAUAUGUUCUCUGAUGGCCACACUCCCUCCCUGUUGGCCAGUGUCGAAAGGCGCUUCAUUCCAUGAUUUCCCCCCUUUCCAAGUGUAAAGCAAGGUAUGGGAGCUUGUUAAAUCUUCCUGAGUCGUGUUUUCCCCACACUUAGCAAGAAGGAAGCCUUCACCAGCAGCAUCGCCGUCGCGUUUGGAAUCCUCCAAUGAAGAGGACUAUUUGCCAAAGAACCUUUUUGAUGAUGGCUCGUCUGGCACUCGGUGAUUUAUAGUCAUGAAGCAUUCUUCACAAUUAUCUGAAAUUGUUGGUAGGGCUUGUGUUUACAGGAGUGGAGGUGACGUGUCACAUGACAGUGGCUCAGACCUCAGCCCAGGUAAUUUUAUCAUCUUUUCAGGAUUCAGAACUGUGCGUACACAUACACACGUGUGCACACGCGUGUGCACACGCGUGUACAUACACACGUCCUGCUGGCUCCACUUACUAUCUUGUUCCAGUUGUCUAGAUUUCAGGACUGAGGAGCUCUGAAUCUGCUUGGUCCCAGCUGGUUUUCUCUUAGGCCUAGACACCCAAGUCAUUUGUUUUUUAAAAGGCUUAAAGACUCCUUUAAAGUGAUCAUGUUUUGAGUAUGAGAAUUGAAAUGCACACGGGCUGGUAGUCACAGAGAAGAGGCCAUCCUGGUUUCCUGUUUGGUGAUCUGCUCCCAGUCACAGGCGUACUACAUUCCAGAGACAGGCUCAGGCCGUGACUGAUGGCUUGGGCUUCCUCAGUUUGCUCAUCUACAAAAUGGACUGAUAGUCCUUGCCCUGGCCACCUUUCACAGUAGCUGUGAUAAAUGUGAAGGCCUUGUUGCUACAAAUCACUGCACCAACAGGAAUGAUUACUCCGCUCUGUGUCACCAACCUGUGCCCCACAAGGCCACCGUCGCUGACCUUUGGCUGAAGGACAGCUGCUGUCUUCCUCCUGCUGAGGUUUUCUGGGAGAACAAGGAUCAUUGAAUGUAUUGGGCUCCCCCCCUUUGGUUUCCUCUCCCAGAGAGCUGUCCUUUACCAUGAUUUGUAAUCACAAUAAAGUCCUGCUUUCUAUUUAA